UUUGUAAUGUUGACGAAAUUUGAGUGAGAGUUGGACACGUGUGUUUGUGUAUUGUGUCGUAUUUAUCUGCCAGGAGUGAAAUAAAUUGUAAAUAUGUCUCAGUCAGAAAUUGUCACGAGUCCUUCAGUGAAUGGAUCUCUUCCUGAAGAUGCUAAAGAAAAUCAACCACCGAAGACAGCGAAACAGCUGGAAAAGGAAGCAAAGAAACUUGCUAAAUUAGAAAAAUUUAAACAGAAGAAAGAUAAACAGAAGGACGUAACAAGCCAACCUAAAGAAAAGCCGGAAAAAAAAGAAAAGAAGAAGGAGAUUAAAGAAUCAGCAGUCUACACAGCAGCUACACGCGAUGGUGAGAAGAAAGACACGCUAUGUCCAAUGCCUGAUGCUUAUAGUCCACGUUUUGUUGAAGCAGCGUGGUACAGUUGGUGGGAAAAGGAAGGCUUCUUCAAACCAGAAUAUGGGCAAGAAGAUAUAUUAGCAAGAAAUCCAAAAGGAAGGUUUGUGAUGAUAAUUCCACCUCCAAAUGUUACUGGAUCUCUUCAUUUAGGACAUGCACUGACAAAUUCUAUUGAAGAUGCCAUUACAAGAUGGCACCGGAUGAAAGGUCGCACAACAUUAUGGGUUCCUGGGUGUGAUCAUGCUGGAAUUGCCACACAGGUUGUUGUGGAGAAGAAGUUAUGGAAGGAAGAAAAGAAGACUCGCCAUGAUAUUGGGAGAGAAAAAUUUAUUGAGAAAGUGUGGCAGUGGCGCAAGGAAAAAGGAGAUACUAUCUAUGAACAGCUUCGUAGGCUCGGGUCAUCACUGGAUUGGGACCGAGCCUGUUUCACUAUGGAUCCAAAAUUGUGUAGAGCAGUUACAGAGGCAUUUGUACGCCUUCAUGAUGAAGGUGUUAUAUAUCGAAGCAAUCGUUUAGUGAAUUGGUCCUGUACUUUAAAGUCUGCAAUAUCAGAUAUUGAGGUGGAUAAAGUAGAACUUUCUGGGCGUACUUUGUUAUCUGUGCCUGGCUAUGAAGAAAAGGUUGAAUUUGGCGUCGUGGUAUACUUUGCAUACAAAGUAGAAGGAAGCGGCGAAGAAGUUGUUGUUGCAACCACACGUAUUGAGACAAUGCUUGGAGAUUCAGCUGUUGCUGUGCAUCCAGAAGAUGAACGUUACAAACAUUUACAUGGAAAAUUUGUUGCACAUCCAUUUUGCAAUAGGAAACUUCCAAUUGUGUGUGAUGAUUUUGUGGACAGAGAGUAUGGAACAGGUGCUGUAAAGAUUACACCUACCCAUGAUCAUAAUGAUUACGAAGUUGGAAAACGCCAUAAGUUGCAAUUUAUUACAAUCUUUAGUGAAGAUGGGUGUAUUAUUGGAGACUGUGGAGAAUUUACAGGAAUGAAAAGAUUUGAUGCACGCAAAGCAGUUAUUGAGGCUUUAAAAUCGAAAGGAUUAUAUCGCGAAACAAAAGAUAAUCCAAUGGUUGUUCCCAUUUGUAGCAGAUCCAAAGAUGUGGUUGAACCUCUGAUCAAACCACAGUGGUAUGUUCGCUGUAAUGAAAUGGCAGCAGCAGCUAUGGAUGCUGUGCAUUCAGGUGAACUAAAAAUUAUUCCUGAGCAUCACACAAAAACGUGGUUCCACUGGAUGGAAAACAUCAGGGACUGGUGUGUUUCGCGGCAACUCUGGUGGGGUCAUAGAAUACCAGCAUACCAUGUAACUCUGAAAGAUCCGUCUCUACAAAAGGGAAUGGACGAUGAUAAAAAUUGGGUAAGUGGGCGAACUGAGGACGAAGCACGUCAGAAAGCAGCAAAGAGGUUCAGUGUGCCACUGACAGACAUUACACUGAAACAAGAUGAAGAUGUCCUGGAUACCUGGUUUUCAUCGGGGUUGUUUCCUUUCUCUGUUUUUGGAUGGCCAGAUGAGACAAAAGAACUGAAGGCUUUUUAUCCAGGAACACUGUUGGAGACAGGACAUGACAUAUUGUUCUUUUGGGUUGCAAGGAUGGUAUUCUUUGGGCAAAAACUUCUAAAGAAACUUCCAUUUAAGGAAAUAUUCCUUCAUCCAAUGGUACGAGACGCACAUGGUAGGAAGAUGAGCAAGUCUUUGGGAAAUGUUAUUGAUCCUAUGGAUGUCAUUCAUGGAAUAUCUUUGGAGGAUCUCCACAAACAAUUAACAAAUAGCAAUUUGGAUCCUAGAGAGAUAGAAAGAGCAAAGCAAGGUCAGAAACAAGACUAUCCCAAUGGCAUUCCAGAAUGUGGAGCAGACGCUUUGAGGUUUGCUUUGUGUGCAUAUGUAAGCCAAGGACGAGAUAUAAAUUUGGACAUUCUGAGGGUGCAAGGAUAUAGAUUCUUUUGCAAUAAGCUUUGGAAUGCCACAAAAUUUGCCCUUAGUUAUUUAGGGACAGAUUUUACGCCAAACUCUAAACUAAGAAAUAAAAGUGCAAGUAACAAAGGCAAGAAAGAACUGAAUAAUGUGAAUCACCUGUUGAGGAUUAUCUCGUCAUGUGAAAAAGACAGAAAUUUCCACCUAACGAUGAAUGACUGUGAAAUAGUUGACUCUUAUCUUACUGAUUAUAGUUACCUCCAAGGCUACACACCUUCCAAAUCAGAUUUGAUUGUUUUUGGUGCACUGAAUGACAAUGGUGAAUUAGAAAGAUUUCCAAAUAUGCUCAGGUGGUAUAAGCACAUUAGUAGCUUCAGCUCUGAAGGAAACAAAUUGCCUGCUACAGUGUAUGGUGUUUGCAGUGAUGGUCAUCAAGACUCUGAAAGUGAGAGUUGUGAAAGUGAGUCACCGAUGGAUCUUUGGAUGCGUAGUCGGCUAGCUGCUGCUGUCAGAAGUUGUAAUGAAGGCUUUGAAAAGUAUGACUUCCCACAGGCAACUACUGCAUGCUAUAAUGUGUGGCUUUAUGACCUUUGUGAUGUCUAUCUAGAAUAUUUAAAGCCUGUCUUCCAGAGCAAUGACAAAGAAGCAAUGAAGUCAGCAAAAAAUACAUUGUAUACUUGCUUACAUGUGGGACUUCGUUUGCUGUCUCCAUUCAUGCCUUUCAUAACUGAAGAAUUAUUCCAGAGGAUUCCACAUUCUGGCUGUGAAGCAAAAAGUAUUUGUGUUAGUCAAUAUCCAGAUGAGAAAGAGUGUCCUUGGAGAAAUCUUGAGGUGGAGUCCGAGGUUGAGUUUAUACAGAAAAUUAUACACAUAGUGAGGUCAACGCGAUCCGACUAUACUCUGCCCAACAAGGUUAAAACAGAAGUUUAUAUAGUAUGCUCAUCAUCAGAUGUGGCUAAUCUUAUUGUGAAGUACUCUUCUGCCAUAUCAACUCUGGCUUACUGCAACAAGGUGGAAGUUUGUGACAAUCCUCCACUUGGCUGUGCAAUUCUAACUGUAUCUGGACAAUGCGAGGUUCACUUAAUGUUAAAGGGACUAGUUGAUCCCAGCAGAGAAAUUGAGAAAUUACACAAAAAAGAGGAGUCACUGAACCAACAGGUUACUAAACUGCAUCAAGCCAUGUCAGCUGAAGAUUAUGAGAUAAAAGUUCCUGAAGAAGUUCGUAAAGCAAAUGAAGAGAAGCUUUCACACAGUGAGGCAGAACUGCAAAAGAUAGACCAUGCUCUGAAAUUACUAAGGACGAUGUGAGAUUGUACCCAUUGCUGCAACCAUUGUGUAGGGCUAUGUACUGUGAGAGAGUAAUAUGGAGAUCUGUAAACACUCAUUGUAAUUGUAGUGUUGACAAAAGUAUUAAAAAGGUAUGCCAUUUUCUUGGAAGUAACACAAACAAACUACAGAAAUAUCUCUAAAAUAAUUAAAGAGGGUAGAGAAAUGACCCCCUAGAAUGAUGAUAUCAGUAAAUAUUGUGUCCACAAGCUCUUUGUUGCACACUCAAUUUAGUUUUCAGAACCUUUUUGCUGUGUGCUAUUCAAAAUAAUGAAAGAUAUGUGGGAGAUAAGAAUGAUGUGUGGAAAAUGUAGACAUUCUGUUUCAUUUGUGUAAUUAUUUUCCAAUAGGAAAGGGCAAAAAAAUGUUUCCAUACGAUCACUUACAUUCUGAUGUUAUGGGAGUUUUACGUUCCAAUUUGAAGAACAUUGAAACUUUGAAGAAGAGGCACACACCAAACAAAUUUAAGUAAUGGUUCCAAUACCCAUGGAAAUUUUGAAAAACAAAAGUUAGAAAAUGCAGGUGAGAAAGGGGGGGGGGGGAAGGGGGGUGAUGUAUAUCACCUUCUUGUCAGAAUGAUUUUGUGUAGAGAGUACCAUCUCAGACAUGCAUGAUUGUUCUGUAGCAUCAUUGAGUGACUGAGUGUUCAAUAGGUGACUUUUGCUCACUGGAACCUCAAGGCAUUUGGACUGUUAGAGAUGAAUCUCUGCAAUAAUAACUGUGGGCCUCUGAAACAGAUUAUAAUGCACAGCAUGUUGGUCAUGGACAGAUCUUUACAAUGAGUAAACUGUUGGCGAGACAAAGAAACAGAUCAGUCACAUGAUGAUUUUUUUUUAGUUUUUAUUAAAAACAUGUAACUUACGUGCUCUUUUUAAUUUUGUUUCCACAAACUCAUGGUUGCAUAAUGUUUAAUUUCAAAAUAAUUCCUCUUUAACUUUGCCAAGAACUCUCAAAAAAUGAUGUGAACUUAAUCUUUUGAUCAGUUUUUGAGUCAUGUAUGUCCCUGUACACAAAGAAUUGUUCACUUAGAGUGGCAUCCUUUAUAAAGAAUUUGUCUUUUUUUGCACGACUUACUCCAUUGGUUUUUCCUGUAAUGAGAACAGACAUUUCAAUGUGUGAAAAUGAAAAGCUACAGAACUAGUGUAUCACUCUAAUAAAUCAUUUUGUGUGUAAUGACUCUCAGUGCUGUUCCAUCUUUUUAAAUCACUUAUAGAGAAGCACUCUUCUCCUGUUAAUUUUGGGCAUUCACUGCUUUUUGUGUGUGUGUUUUGGAAGGGAGGGAGGGCGAAAAUGUGUAUGUACUGGAACAGGAGAAAGAGCGAUAGUUCAAAAGCUAGUGUAUGUAAGUGCACAUACACAUAUCUUUAUAUUCUUUUCGAGGCAGCAUGUGAACAGUAUAAGGUGAAGAUAAAAAAAUUCAUAGAAUUUUGUAGAAGAUUGAUAUCCAGUAAUUUUGUCAUAAUUUACGUAAUGUAGAUCACAUGUCGACUUCUAUCGUGAGAUUUAAAACUAUCCAAAGCACUAAUGAUUGCAGAAAUGGUUACAGUGUUGAUGACACUAGUUUAAUAAGUUAUGUUACGGAAACAAACAGUAUUUUCUUAAUGUUAUUUAUUUAUAAUUAUUUAUCAAUAAACGUGCAAAGUAA
Molecule: messenger RNA, 5266 nt
Organism: Schistocerca nitens (vagrant locust)
Lineage: Eukaryota; Metazoa; Arthropoda; Insecta; Orthoptera; Acrididae
Gene: ValRS
Product: valine--tRNA ligase
Exons: 18
Coding region: 94-3603 (1169 amino acids)
Biological process (GO): valyl-tRNA aminoacylation
Cellular component (GO): cytosol
Molecular function (GO): aminoacyl-tRNA deacylase activity; ATP binding; valine-tRNA ligase activity
Source: RefSeq, a predicted model, not a curated record